Hirundo rustica (Barn swallow) is the source of this 3379-nucleotide messenger RNA. RefSeq names its product ectonucleoside triphosphate diphosphohydrolase 1 (gene ENTPD1). The coding region runs from base 123 to 1655 and encodes 510 amino acids. Gene Ontology annotation, cellular component: plasma membrane. The record is from RefSeq and is a predicted model, not a curated record. NCBI's taxonomy places the organism in Eukaryota, Metazoa, Chordata, Aves, Passeriformes, Hirundinidae. Gene Ontology annotation, molecular function: UDP phosphatase activity; GDP phosphatase activity. Gene Ontology annotation, biological process: nucleoside diphosphate catabolic process. The transcript has 10 exons.
CGAAAUUGUUUUAGAGAGCAGCUUGCAGAAAAUACUCCUUGAACACAAAAAUCUAGAUGCCCACAGUAAGAAAUCAGUUAACUCCUCUGUGCACUUAGUCCUCUGCAUCUGUACUGGAGCCCAUGUUGGUCACAGGUACCAAACCAAAGAUGUCCUCAACAAGAACGAUUCUCCUCAUCCUGGGAUUCCUCUCUACUUUGGCUGUAAUUGCUUUAAUUGCUGUAGCAGUCACCCAAAACCAGCCACUUCCGAAGAAUAUUAAGUAUGGGAUCGUGCUGGAUGCGGGCUCGUCCCACACCAACCUCUACGUGUACGAGUGGCCAGCAGAGAAGGAGAACGACACCGGGGUGGUGAAGCAGGUGGAGGUGUGUAAAGUUGAAGGCCCUGGGAUCUCAGGUUACUCCCAUGCCACAGAGAAGGCAGGUCCCUCUCUGGCACAGUGCCUACAACAAGCAAAAGAGGUGAUUCCCUCAGCACAGCACAAAGAGACACCCGUCUACCUCGGAGCAACUGCUGGCAUGCGGCUCCUCAGGUUGCAGAAUGAAAGUGCAGCUGACAAAGUCUUGUCCUCAGUAGGAAACACACUACGCUCAGCUCCCUUCAACUUCCAGGGUGCCAGAAUCAUCACUGGUCAGGAAGAAGGAGCCUAUGGAUGGAUCACCAUUAACUACCUUCUGGGCAAUUUCAAGCAGUCUGGCUGGAAAAAGCUUCUACACUCCCUGAAAUCCUCAAGUGAGACAUCAGGAGCACUAGACCUUGGAGGAGCCUCCACACAGAUUACCUUUGUAUCAAAGGACCUCUCUUCUGAGUCCCCAGAGAACCAGCUCUACUUCCGUCUCUAUGGCAAGGAUUACCAAGUGUACACGCACAGCUUUCUCUGCUAUGGGAAGGACCAGGCUCUGCAACAGAAACUGGCCAGGGAUCUACAGACCGUGGAGAACAGCAGCCUACCCGACCCAUGCUUUCACAAGGGUUAUGAGAGGACUAUAAAUAUUAGGGACUUCUUCAAAAACCCUUGCACAUCAGACAAGGAGAAGCAAUUACCUUUCAGCCAGCUGUACAUAAAGGGAGAGGGGGACUAUCAAAAGUGCCGAGAAAAUAUCCAGAAACUCUUCAACAAGAGCAACUGUCCUUACUCCCAUUGCUCCUUCAAUGGGAUAUACCUACCUCCAUUACAAGGGGAUUUUGGGGCUUUUUCUGCUUUCUAUUUUGUGAUGAACUUUUUGAACCUGACCAGUGAACCAAACCCCCUUGCCCUGAACAAAGUGACCAGCACCAUUGAGAGCUUCUGUGCCCAGCCUUGGCAAGAGGUGAAGACAGCAUAUCACCACAUCAAAGAGAAGUACCUGAGUGAAUAUUGCUUCUCUGGAGCCUACAUCCUCUCUCUCCUGGAGAACGGCUAUGAGUUCACUGAAAAUAACUGGCAAAUGAUCCACUUCCUCGGAAAGAUCGGCAGCAGUGACGCAGGUUGGACCCUGGGCUACAUGCUGAACCUGACCAACAUGAUCCCCGCAGAGGAGCCGGCCGGGCCCCCUCUCUCCCACGGCAGCUACGUGGGGCUGAUGGUGCUGUGCUCCCUGGUGCUGGUGUCUGUGCUCCUGUUUGCCUGGCUUCUCCUCCACAAGCCCAAGUGCCUGCAGAAGGGGAUUGUUUAGGAAGAACCUGAAGGGGAGAGGAGGCAAGUCAUCCCGGCUGCUCAGGGCUAGGAGACCCCAGCAGAGCAGGCUGUACUGCAGAGCCCCUCUCAACGAAGCUACUGACUUUACAACAAGGGCAUUCGUUUCUUCUGAAUCACACUUGCACUGACAGAUGUUGGAACAUCAGGCUCGCCACCUUCUCUGCCAAGGACAGACAAGCCCAUGUCCCCUCCUUGAAUGGGUCGUACUUUCAUUCAAUGAAACUUUGCUGCUUGUUGGUUUCUGCCUUGUGCACAGCAUUAUAAAGAGAAAAGUGGCGGCGAUCUUUGGGAGCCAGUGCUCCUGCAAGGGUUAUCUCAGGGUCACACAUCCCACUGAGCUCUUGGGAGCUAUCACAUACAGGGUGAUCCUGCUCCCUCUCCGCUGAAGCUGUUCCCAAGAGCCCUUUCUGCACCAGCACUCCUCUGCUCACCUCCCUGCGCCCUGAGCUCUCACGGCCCUACAGCUGGCUACAGCUCUUGCACCUGGCUGCCCCUGAAGGUGGGUCAGGCUCCCAAAUGCCACUCUGGGACAAGAAGGGACGAGGAUGAAGAAACUGAGCAUGCUUGUGGUUAUCAGCCCUUAGCUGGGCUCUGUCAGCUGUCAGCUCCUUUUGCAGGUGGCAAAAUGCCUUUUUCCCAUGUCUUCCUGAUGUUGUUGCUGGACCAAAGCUGGCUCACUGUUGCACUGAGCCAUUCCCACGUCCCUAAGGUACAUCAAGCCACAAGUUCCCAGCCAGGCACUGCUCCUUUUUGUAGGAAGAGCUUGUAUUAGCCCAGGUUCCUUGGCCGGUGGUGAUUGUGGAUGCCUGCAGGGACUCCGGUGUGAUCAGUGUGCCCUCAGGUACAGACCCACUAAAGCAACCCAGGGUCGCUGUGCUGUUAACACAGCAGCUUCCAGUCUAGGGCAAGUGUUUAUUAGUUAAUGUUCCUGUAGGCAGCUGGCAGCAGUUAACCAGCAUGAGCAUGCACAGAUUGAACCACUCUUUCCACCAGCAAAAUUAGUGAAGGUUUGCCUUGCCUUUCCUCAUAGCACAGGCUUAUCCUACGGCCAUAAGACCCAGGGCUUGUGAGUGCACAUACUGCAGCUCAUGUUCUAGCACACAACCCGGACGAUGCCACUGAUUGAGUUUAUGAAUCACUUUCUUCCAUUUUCCAUUUCUUGGUCCAAAAAAAAGAGAGGUAAGUCAGAAAUCCAUUUUUGUAAAAACACUCAGAAACCACCGGUGCCUGUCUACCUCCCACAAAAUCUCAGAAAUCUCUUCUCGUAAUGACCUGUAAAUGUGGAGGCAAGAAGAAAGCAGAUAGUGUAGAGAGGAAGGCAAAUAGCAAACACACACCUGUUUCCCCGAGCAGAGGUGUAGGCAGUGUGGAGGGGGUCAGGAUGUGCAACCCCAGUAAUGCCUUCUCCUUUUGGCAAGCACCGAGCUCUCCCAGCCUGUCCCUCUGCAUAGCCCAGGCUGGAAAAUGUCACCCAGUUAUUUCUACUUCAUGUCUGGAAGUAGAAGCCCUAAAAUAUUGAAGGACCUAAAGGUAAGGGAAAAAUCUACCCUGUCCCAAGAUCUCUGGGCAGACCAUUGUUCUUUCAAAAAUCUGUGACCUAUUUUUGCUCUGAAUUAGCUGGCUUCAUCUUCUCUUGGAUCUUGUUCUGCCCAUUUCCAAAAGACUGAGUAUCUCUGCUAUUAAAAUCUCUUUUUCCUUGUU